Molecule: messenger RNA, 1116 nt
Organism: Microtus oregoni (creeping vole)
Lineage: Eukaryota; Metazoa; Chordata; Mammalia; Rodentia; Cricetidae
Gene: Btf3l4
Product: basic transcription factor 3 like 4
Exons: 6
Coding region: 263-739 (158 amino acids)
Source: RefSeq, a predicted model, not a curated record
AUUGAUGAGGUGAUCCUAGGGAACCGGGACAUAAGUCACUACAAUGACUUAAGUGUAGCGCUUCUUUCCGUUAAAUCUGUUGGUUUCUGUCUUGGGUCGAGUAUGUCUUUCCGUUCUACAACCUAACAAGUCAACAUUUCCCGACUUUCCCUCCUGGUACUAGAAGAGUCCAUCAGUGAACAACAUCCCAACCAAGUAUACACCCAAACUAAACUCCAGGCCGUCCCUCCGUUAGGUCCAAGACAAAAGAUUUACCAAGAGCAUGAAUCAAGAAAAGUUAGCCAAACUUCAAGCUCAGGUCCGGAUAGGGGGCAAGGGUACAGCUCGCAGAAAGAAGAAGGUGGUGCAUAGGACAGCUACUGCUGAUGACAAGAAGCUUCAGAGUUCUCUAAAGAAACUGGCUGUGAACAAUAUAGCUGGUAUUGAAGAGGUGAACAUGAUUAAAGAUGAUGGAACAGUUAUUCAUUUCAACAACCCCAAAGUCCAAGCUUCCCUCUCCGCUAACACCUUUGCAAUUACUGGUCAUGCAGAAGCCAAACCAAUCACAGAAAUGCUUCCUGGAAUACUAAGUCAGCUUGGUGCUGACAGCUUAACAAGCCUUAGAAAGUUAGCUGAGCAGUUCCCACGGCAAGUAUUGGAUAGUAAAGCACCAAAACCAGAAGACAUUGAUGAAGAAGAUGAUGAUGUUCCAGAUCUUGUAGAAAAUUUUGAUGAAGCAUCGAAAAAUGAAGCUAACUAAAAUCCUCUGGGUUUUGGAAGCUGGCAUGGACUAGAUUUAACAAUCAGCUCUGUUGUUCCAAAGUUUUACAGACAUGGAGAACAUCACCUGUUACUAGUUCAGUAAUAUAAAUAUUUUGUAUAUUAAUAAUGCUGUUUGAUCAGCAUUUCUCGGUCAUUUGAUUUUGCAUUUUGCACUUCCCAGGAUCUAUUCUUUUGGUCAAAAUAUGAAGUAUUGAUACAGUUUGAGGGUGGUUUUUGCUUUUGGGGGGGAACUUUUGGGUGUGUAUGUAUAUGUAUGUGUGUGGGUAUGUGUGUACACGGUGGACAGAAAAUUGGAUAACAGUUAUAUCUAUCCUCUUCCUUCACCCAAUAGAAAUAAAACAAAUCUUUACAUUU